AUGUCACGAAGACUGAUGCAUUCGCUGCGCAUGCAUCAAACUUCGACGCCGCCUCCACCGCCACCCCCGCAGGAUGCGUUUGAAACGGCGAGUUUGCCAUCGCCCCUUGCUAACGACAAUCGACCAUGCAGUGAAGGUUACAUGCCCCCCUAUGAAUUUCAGAAUGAUACCACCUCUGUACCUUUGUCUGCUGGUAGUGGUGGUGGGUUCUUGGGACUACGGAAGAAGCAAAAAGACCCUACUGCCAAAGAGGCCAAACAGGCCGAGCGUCAACGACGAAAAGAUGAAGUGAUUGCGAUGCGUGAACGUUCUCGUGCUGUGAUACAAAAGCGCGUUGAUAUCAUGAAUAAGGAUCACGUAUCCAAAGCCCCUGUAGGAUGGGUUGACUACAGUGUGUAA
Messenger RNA from Malassezia pachydermatis, 399 nucleotides. RefSeq lists its product as hypothetical. Lineage: Eukaryota; Fungi; Basidiomycota; Malasseziomycetes; Malasseziales; Malasseziaceae. The transcript has a single exon. The record is from RefSeq and is a predicted model, not a curated record. The coding region runs from base 1 to 399 and encodes 132 amino acids.